Cyclocybe aegerita is the source of this 666-nucleotide messenger RNA. Lineage: Eukaryota; Fungi; Basidiomycota; Agaricomycetes; Agaricales; Hemipholiotaceae. The record is from the annotation of a GenBank genome assembly.
UGGCCGAGGAGGCCCCAAAACAGACGUCACCACCUGCUGAACGACCCCAACCCCAGAUGGCGGCAGGCAUGGUUAUGGGUCCCGACGGAAAGCCUUGCAAGAUCUGCACUGCGUUUCGGAACUGGACACCAGGAAAAACGAACUACACGGAGCCCGACUCAGAUAGAAAUUCUCGUGUAACGUCAAAAGCUGGCAACCCUCCUGCAAUAUCUGCGGUGCAAAACCAGAAUUCCCGUGCUGCAGGAUCGCCCUUCCCGAACUUUGCUGGGGUCGCCGGAACUGCUACGCCUCUGGCCACCGCCACUCGUCCCGACGAGCCUUCUCCGGGGUGUCCCCCGGAUGUUGAGCAGCUCGGACGCGCGACCUGGACGUUCCUUCACGCGACCGCCGCGUACUACCCGGACAAACCCACUCCAACCCAACGCGCGAACAUGCUGAUGCUGCUACGUUCCUUGCCUAUUCUAUACCCAUGCACGUGGUGUGCACAGGAUUAUGGCAAAGACAUUGAGCAACACCCGCCCGAUGUCAGCAGUCGAGUGGCGUUAAGCCGGUGGUUGUGUGAAAGGCACAACCAUGUCAAUGAAAAGCUUGGGAAGGAAAUGUUCGACUGUGCGAAGGUGGAUGAGAGGUGGAAAGAUGGACCAGCUGAUGGCAGUUGUGAUUAAA